AUGGUUGACAAACUCCUCCAAACGCACUUCGUUGCAGUGCUCCAUGUUGUUGUUGUUGUUUUAGCUGUUCUCUCCUCUUGCAACGUUACUGCAACUCCCAGAGACAAAGGCAUCCCUGACAACGCCAAAUACUUCAACACCAAAAGCCGCUAUGAAGAGGUCAACCCGUAUCUGCAGGACAAUAUUCUGGCCAUAAACAGCUCCGCGGUGAAGCCUCCUGCUCCAACUUGCAUUCCAGUCCACUUCACGGCCAUCAUCAGACACGGCACCAGAUUCCCAACCUCUGGAAACAUCAGGAAGAUCGGCGCAUUCGACAACCUUGUCAAGACUGAGGCGAACGGUGACUUGAGUUUCCUGCCAGAACUCAAGGCAUGGAAGAUGUGGUACACAGAGGACAUGGAUGGGCGCCUUGUGGCCAAAGGCAGAGCAGACCACAGGUAUCUGGCCCAAAGACUGGUCAAGACGUUCCCCUCUCUCCUGACCAAGGAGAAUCUUCUGGGCGGACGGGUCAAGUUCAUCACAAGUUCCAAAAACAGAUGUGUGGACAGCACCCUCGCCUUCCAACAAGGACUGAAGGAGCAUUUUGGUAUUGAAGGUGAGGAACUGGAGUACACAGAGAACAACGCUCUGAUGCGCUUUUAUGACACGUGCGAUCGCCUGUUGGAGACGGUGGUGAACAACAAAGACGCUGUGAUACAGGCCACCCUCUUUAAAGAUGGCCCAGAGAUGAAGAGCGUUCAGAAAAAUUUGGCCGACCUGCUGCAGAUCCCUUACGCCAAUAUUACCAAGGACGUAGUGAAGACAGGAUUCUACCUGUGUGCCUAUGAGUUCACUAUCCUUGGACUGAACUCCCCCUGGUGCCGGCUGUAUGAUAGAGCGGAUGCAGAGAUUGUAGAAUAUGCUUCCGACCUUGAGAUGUAUUAUGAGAAAGGCUACGGCCAUGACAUCAUCGGCCAGGCCAGCUGUGUCCUCUUCCAGGACCUGUUCAACCGCCUUGACACAGCAGCCAAUCAGAUCAGGGCUGGCCAGCCUGUAUCUGAGGUGGUCACAGUGCAGAUCGGUCAUUCUGAAACACUGCUGCCUCUUCUGACCCUGCUGGGCCUCUUUAAGGACAACACCAUUCCUACCUCCACCAACUUUGCCUCUCAGAGCAAGCGUGCUUUCCGUGGCGGGCAGAUCAUGCCUUACCUCGGUAACCUGCUGGCGGCGCUGUACGACUGCCCCGAUGGCUUUAGGCUGCAGUUGCGAGUGAACGAGAAACCGGUGGAAGUCCCGGGCCUCAGUCAAUUCUCUCCUCUGUUUGAGGAUGUUAAAGAACGCUAUCAACAGCAACUGGGCUGGGACCAAGAAACCAUCUGCCAAAUAAACCAGUAAAAAAGCAACAGGGUAACUACAGGCUACACUGAAAAAAGUCAUGUGAUGAAGUUUAAAAAGUUGCACACGGU
Colossoma macropomum (tambaqui) is the source of this 1445-nucleotide messenger RNA. Its product is annotated as multiple inositol polyphosphate phosphatase 1-like. Lineage: Eukaryota; Metazoa; Chordata; Actinopteri; Characiformes; Serrasalmidae. Bases 1 to 1374 code for a protein of 457 amino acids. The transcript has 5 exons. Gene Ontology annotation, molecular function: acid phosphatase activity; inositol phosphate phosphatase activity. The record is from RefSeq and is a predicted model, not a curated record.